Molecule: messenger RNA, 2283 nt
Organism: Callorhinchus milii (elephant shark)
Lineage: Eukaryota; Metazoa; Chordata; Chondrichthyes; Chimaeriformes; Callorhinchidae
Gene: cfap52
Product: cilia and flagella associated protein 52
Exons: 14
Coding region: 1-1863 (620 amino acids)
Biological process (GO): cilium assembly
Molecular function (GO): protein binding
Source: RefSeq, a predicted model, not a curated record
AUGGCGGAGGAUCCCAACCCUGAUGUGGUGCAGCUGGAGCUGGAGUCUGUUAUUGGCUUCAACGGAAAAGUGCCUUCUGGCUUCAACAUCCAUUUUGAUCGUGACCAUUUUAUCUAUCCACUGGGAUGUACAGUUGUCAUUCAGGACCUAAACAGUAACAAGCAAAGUUUCCUUCAUGGUCACACCAACAAUAUUUCCUGUAUUGCAGUUAGCAAGAGUGGGAAAUAUAUUGCCACCGGACAGGUCACUUACAUGGGAUUCAAGGCUGACAUCAUCGUCUGGAACUACGCUGAACGAUCGCGUCAUGCCAAACUAAUCUUGCACAUGGCAAAGGUAGAAGCUGUGGCCAUCUCACCAAAUGAUCUCUACUUGGUGUCACUUGGAGGGCAGGAUGAUGACAGUGUUGUUAUUUGGAAUUUAGAAACAAAACACUCCAUCUGUGGCAGUCCCUCUACCAUCCCAACCGCAGGGCAUGCUUUGACUGUGAAAUUCGCCAACCAGACCGACAAUGUCUUUAUUACUGGAGGAAAUGGUACCUUACGCUUGUGGCAAUUGGACCUACCAAACCGAAAGAUUCGUCCGACUGAAUGUCAAACUGGACAACUUAAGAGAAUAAUCACUUGUGUUGAAAUAGCAGAUAGCGACGCUUUCUUUUAUUGUGGGACAACAACAGGUGAUGUUCUUGUAAUCAGCAUGAAGACUGGACUUCUCAAAACUUAUGGACCUAUAAAGGACAAGUUCAGUUUGGGAAUCACAGCAAUAAUGGAGCUGAAAUCAGGUGAUAUACUGAUUGGAACAGGAGAUGGUGUGUUAGCACUUUGCAAAGCAUCCAAUUUGAAGCCAAUCAAAAAGGUGAAGGUCGACGGUGCUGUUAACUCCAUCACUCUGCGUGGUCAAGGACACCAGUUCUUUAUUGGUACAGGGAGUUGCCAGAUGUAUCGAUUUAACUACACUGAGUUCAAAGAGGAACUAAUUGCCACAUGUCACAGCGACGCUGUCCUCGAUGUGGCGUUUCCUUGCGGAACUUCAGAUUUGUUCUGCACCUGCUCGAAGGCUGAGAUUAGAAUCUGGUAUACACCGAACAACAAGGAGCUCCUGCGCAUCACUGUGCCAAACAUGACCUGCCAUGCCAUCGAAUUCAUGCCAGACGGGAGGAGCAUCAUCAGUGCUUGGAACGAUGGGAAAAUUCGAGCCUUUACACCAGAAACGGGCAAACUGAUGUACAUAAUCCAUAGUGCUCACCACCAAGGCGUAACAGCAAUCGCGGUGACUGGGGACUGCAAACGGAUAGUCAGUGGAGGAGGUGAAGGGCAGGUGCGGGUGUGGGAGAUUGCACAGAGAAGUCAGAAGAUGCUGGCUGCAAUGAAAGAACAUUCAUCUACUGUCUCAUGUAUUAAGAUUAAGAAAAAUGACCGAGAAUGUGUUACAGCAAGUUUAGAUGGAACUUGUAUCAUCUGGGAUAUUUUACGCUUUGCAAGGAAUCAGAUGGUUUUGGCAAACACACUAUUUAAGUGUGUCUGUUAUCAUCCUGAGGAAUACCAAAUAAUAACCAGCGGGAAAGAUCGCAAGGUUGGGUACUGGGAAGUGUAUGAUGGUUUGAUGAUCCGGGAACUGGAAGGCUCCUUGUCUGGCUCCAUUAAUGGAAUGGACAUAACUCCAGAUGGGAGCUACUAUUCUACUGGAGGUGAGGAUAAGUUGGUUAAAGUCUGGGGAUACGAUGAAGGUGAAGUUACACAUGUUGGAAUAGGACACAGCGGGACUAUCAAUCGCCUUAAGAUCUCUCCCGAUAUGAUACACAUCAUCAGCGUUAGUACAGAUGGAGCAAUACUACGGUGGAAGUUCCCGCAUCUGAAGAAGACCUGAGUUCUCAGUCAUACACUGUUCUCUUCCUCUAUUACUUUUAUUUUAUUUUAAUGGUAAAUAUAUUUUAAAUGUCAGCUUUAUAUUCAGGAAAUUGAACUCAGCACAAAGCCCUUCCUUCCUCUUACUUUUAAACUUUUUGAGAAUUCUGCCUUGUAAUAUUGUCAGUAAUGGAUCUGAGGUUUAACAAUAUUGGACAUUUUCUUUUUCUGUAUAAAACAAGUGAAAAAAUGAAUGUAUUUGCUUCGAUUGAUGCUCGUUUACUGCUACUUUAGAAGCUUAAUUCUAUGCAUUUGCGUUCACGUUCUAAUUUGAUAUUGCUUCCUGAGAACCCUGAUCUAUUUACUUCUGAUGUUGCACAAUCCACGGUUUACAAUUGCAUUGUAAGUUAUAAAAAAAAUAAACAUUCAACUGAUGUCUGAA